AUGAGCACCUUAGUGCAGCAUAAUAAUUCGCCGCACUACCCUCAAUCACAAAUCAUGACUAGUGGCGAAGGAUUAGUACGGCAACAGCGUCCAACGCACAAUCCAUCAAAAAAUCUAGAUGCAUGUGAACUGCAAUGUCUGUACGAAAUACUCGGACGUGAACGUGUGACGUUAGCUACAGCUGUUGCGCAGAUUCUACAUGGUAACAACGGUAGUUGGAGAAAACAAGCAUGCGGUGUGUUUUGUUUCGUCAAAGAUUAUGAUAAUCGAAGUUAUUGUUUUCGACUAUAUGACCUUAAAACUAGGCAAGCUAUUUAUGAAGAGACAGUGCCCGCGGCACUUCGUUUGGAAAAAGCAUUAGAUGUCUUUUAUACAUUCGAUGGAUCAAAUUGUAAAAUUGGAAUCAAUUUCGUUGAUCGUGAUGAAGCACAAACAUUCUGGCAUCAUUUUCAUUCGAAGCAAGAGGAUCGACAAAAUAAAAAAGAGAAGAAAAGAAGUCAUCCACCAGCAAAAGUAUUACCACCUAAUAUUCAACCACCCAAUGCAUCACCAGGUGUAUCUGCUAUGAUGGGUGGAAUAAGACAUCCACCACCAGCUGUUGUACAAACACCAAUACCAUCGGGAGCACCUCCUGAGACUAUUUCAAAAAAAUCCCAUACAAAAAAUCCAGGGUUUUUCACCAUCGGCCGAAAGAAAAAACUUGCUCGACCAGAUAUAUCCGCACCAAUCCAAUCCACAUUGGUACACGUUGGUCAUAUUGGCACCAAAGAUAGCUUCUUCAACGACGAUUCACAGAAACAAUUGUUCGAAACAGUUUUGGCUGGUAUGGGUAUCUCACGCGAAGAUGAAUUAUAUGUCCGAGAAAUCAUAAAAACAGACGGCGGCCUACAAAAAUUGCUUGCUAAAUCGACUCCAGCGUCGCGUGAUGCUAAUACUAAUCAUCAUGAACAACCACAACAAAUGCUGAAUGCACCACCGGAGAUUCCACCGCGUAGCUAUCAAACUAUGGGACGAAGCAAUGGUGGUCGAGUUCCACAUCAAGAUAUAUCUACACCUUCUUCCCUUAACAAUCAAUCUACCCCAAGUCGACCACAACCAUUUCAAGAGAUGUUCAAUCCACCUUCUGCACCUAAUAUUCCACCUCGACCACCUUUUCGUACGCCUGAUAAUUCACAUUCAGUUUCACACGGACCAGCUGCUCCACCUGUUCCACCGCCCCCGCCGCCGCCACCGCCUCCACUUCACGGAUCACCUGCUGUCGAUCCAAGCCGUGGCCAUGCUCCGCCCGCACCACCACCACCAGUCCCCCCACCCCCUCCGCCUCCGCCGCCAAUGCCUGCAAAUUUUAUGAAUCAAACUCCGGGUAGUUCUGGAGGCAUUCCACCCCCACCCCCACCUCCUCCUCCGCCUCCACCGUCUUCUGGCGGUUCAAGCAGUACAACAAGAAAUCCGCCACCAUCAAUACCGGCUGCAGCUUCCGGUCGCGACGACUUAAUGAGUGCGAUUCGAAACUUCGGCACCUCCAGCUUAAAACCCCAUGCUAAAGCAACAUCAUCAGUACCAGUCAACGACGAACCAUCUUCAGGUGAUUCUAGUCCAGGAGUACAGGAUACCAUGGCAAAGAACAUCAUGAAAAUUCUCGCUGAACGACGAGAGAAACUAGUUGGACCCGAAAGAGAAGACGAUAGUGAUUCAAGCGGUAGCGAAUGGUCAAAUUAA
Adineta ricciae is the source of this 1719-nucleotide messenger RNA. The record is from the annotation of a GenBank genome assembly. NCBI's taxonomy places the organism in Eukaryota, Metazoa, Rotifera, Eurotatoria, Adinetida, Adinetidae.